GAGGGAAAACUGAAACAAAGUUCACUUCCUCCUGUAAUGGAGAUUCUGAUUUUGAUUGUGAAACCCUAAAUAGCCCUUUACGGUCUGUGAUUGUAAUGGAUGCGAAGGAUAUCCUGGGAUUGCCCAAAAACUCAUUCCCAGUUCUGGAGAAGAAAUCUCGACCUCCCAAAGAGUCUCAAAGAAAACCAGAUGGCAUUUCGCGUGAGGUGUAUGCACUUACUGGUGGAUUGCCACCUCUUAUGCCAGCGAUUGAUGCCUCUCCAUUGAAAAAAAAGCCUCCCCCUCACGAAAAGAUCACUUGGCAAUGGCUUCCUUUCACCAGUUCUGCUCGUAAAGAUAAUCUGCAGCUUUACCAUUGGGUCCGAGUUGUCAAUGGUGUUCCACCUACGGGAGACUAUUCUUUUGCCAAGUAUAACAAGUCUGUUGACAUUAUCAAAUACACAGAUGAGGAGUAUGACAAGUACUUGACAGAUCCUAUGUGGACCAAGGAGGAGACAGAUCAACUUUUUGACUUAUGUGAGAGGUUUGAUCUCCGAUUUAUUGUAAUAGCUGAUAGAUUCCCAUCAUCUCGUACCGUAGAGGAAUUAAAGGAUCGAUAUUAUAGUGUAUCCCGUGCUAUAUUAAUUGCUAGGGCGCCGUCUUCUGGGGACGUUGCAGCACAUCCUCUGGUUAAGGAAUCAUAUAACCUUUCACUAGAAAGGGAGCGAAAACGAGCACUGUCCAUGGUCCUCUCUCACACAAGGCAACAAGAGCGAAGAGAUGAAGAGGUUCUUGUUGAAGCAAAAAGAAUAGCUGAGCUACGCAUGCCUCCUAAGGAUGCUGAAGAGUCUCAGUUGGUUGUUGCUUCAAAUGCUGGUGCAGAAAUUACAGAGGGGGCUAUCCCUGGUGAAACUGUAUCUCCAUCGAAUGUGCCACAUACAUCAAUGAUUGCACCGUCCACAGUAACAGAUAAUGCAUCUACACUAGCUUCUCUUCGCAUGCUUCGUGUAUAUUUGAGAACAUACGCACUUGAGCAAAUGGUGCAAGCUGCAAACUCACUUGCUGGACUACGGACUAUCAAACGGGUUGAGCAAACUUUGCAAGAUCUUGGGAUCAAUUUGAAACCAAGGGUUCCAACGAAAGCUGUUUGUGCAGAGCAUCUUGAACUAAGAAAAGAAAUACUUACUUGGCUGAAUCUCCAGAAACAGGUGCAGUAUAAAGAGGCUGAAGGUUCAUCUUUUCGUGAUGGAUCGUACUGUGAAACACCAGGCACACCAAAGGAUCGGACAUUUAUUCCAGACUCCAUGAAGUUUGGAGGUGAAAGGGUCAGCAAAAAGGACCAAAAGCGCAAGGCACCUGGAGCUCCAUCGUCAUUAGCUCAUAAAAGACCUAGAAAACUAAAGGCUUCAGAUCUUUAGUUCCACUGGUGGCAAACAGCAAAGGCGUUACGAUUUGUGAAUGUUGUGGAAAGCGGCAGUGAACUGUAAACACCUGGAAAUUCUAAUUGCGGUAUAUUUAGUCUAACUAAAGUUCCGUUUACUUUGGUCCGUUAUUUACACUAAUGCCAUUCUUGGUAUUCAGUGCAAAAAGGAGUCUGGCAUGAUGGGAUCUCAUCUUCACCAUGUGUGGCCCUACUGAGAAGCUGAACUUUAUUUUUUGUGCUGGUAAAGUGUUGUAGGGACACCAGGUAUUUCUGACAAAAAAAGCUUCUUAUGAGGAUAUGCAUGUAAAUAAGUUUGGAAUUGGGAAUUCCAGAUCUCUUUGAAAGCUUAUAUCGGAUUGUAGAAUGAAAAUCGUCCAUGACAUGAUCAUUUCAGGGUGAAAAUCGUCCAUUUUUGU
Messenger RNA from Gastrolobium bilobum, 1818 nucleotides. RefSeq names its product SWR1-complex protein 4-like. Gene Ontology annotation, molecular function: transcription corepressor activity. Lineage: Eukaryota; Viridiplantae; Streptophyta; Magnoliopsida; Fabales; Fabaceae. The record is from RefSeq and is a predicted model, not a curated record. The coding region runs from base 96 to 1397 and encodes 433 amino acids. Gene Ontology annotation, cellular component: NuA4 histone acetyltransferase complex; Swr1 complex. Gene Ontology annotation, biological process: DNA repair; negative regulation of transcription by RNA polymerase II; chromatin remodeling. The transcript is spliced from 17 exons.